AUGAACAUCGGAAGCGACAUUGAGCUUGUGUCCGCUUCGCCUAUGGAGAGAGCUCUACCUCGUCAUCUUGACACCGACGAUUUUGCUCGUCUGAGCAAACGCGUCGUCCUGAAACUCGACCUCUUGCUCCUGCCCUUCUUGUGUCUAUUGUUCUUGCUUAAUUCUCUAGACAAGUCCAAUGUCGGAAACGCAGAAUCUGGUCAUUUCACUGAAGACCUCGGAUUACCCAAGUCCGCCUUGAACGUUUCUGUCGCCUGGUUCUUUGCUGUCUUUGUCUCUUGCCAGCCGAUCGGUGCCUACUUCGGUCGCAAGUAUGGUAUGGCUCGAUGGGUCCCGGCUACCAUGAGUCUCUGNGGGGUCUGUACGGCUCUUCACAUUGCUGUGCAGUCUCAGACUCAACUAGUCACACUGAGAGUACUCAUCGCGGCACUGGAAUCUGGUUUCUACCCCACCGUGGUCAGCUACCUGAGUCUCUGGUAUACUCGUUACGAGUUUGGCAAGCGCUUGGCAUUUUUUUACGGUCAAGCAGCUCUCGCUGGAUGCUUUGGAGGCCUCCUAUCUUGGGCGGUGUUCAGUUACUUUCCCCAUGAUGACCCUACUCCACGGAUAGCUGCGAGAAAGUGGAGAAGUUGGGAGGUUCUGUUCCUCAUCGAAGGCUGUCUGACAAUUCUAGUGGCAUUUGUUGGAUUCUUCUGGCUUCCGCACAGCGCCAACACGGCCUGGUUUCUGACUGCCGAUGAACGCCUUGUCGCAGAAGAGCGUAUCCGAAGAGAUCAUAUUGCUGCAGCCAGUUCUUGGGUCAUCCCAAAGCAGCAAUCAGAUCUCGAUGUCCAGGAACGAAUAUCAUCCAACCUUCCAGAACCUCGUCCAUCUCUGUCACUGGAGGACGAAGAGGCUGAUUAUCUACUCCCGAAUGCUGAGAUCACACAGCCAUCGGCCCGUCGACCAAGCCACGCCUCAAUCUUGUCGGUCACUGCUGAUAGUGGAGUGUCUCGCGAAGACAUCUUCUCGGCUGUGGCGGAUUGGAAAGUGUGGUACCUCUUGUUCUGCAACAUCUUAUCUGCGAUUCCGGCCACCGCAUUUGCGGUCUUCCUCCCACUCGUCAUCAAAGGCAUCGCAGGGAGAGACGACCUAGGACCAGCUGCUAUAAAUCUCCUUGUAGUGCCUCCGUUCUUGGCUGGCGCGAUCAUCUUAUGGAUCUUCACCUGGUGGUCUGAUAGACACAAGACUCGGCUGAUCCCGAUCUUGUAUGGGUUAGCCAUUCUCCUCGCUGGUCUAGCCGCCACGGUCGCGCUUCCCACACGUGCUUACAAACUUCGAUACUUGGCCUUGACCGUCCUCUUAUCUGGCUCAUUCGUAGCUUCGCCCCUGACAGUAACAUGGCUGAGUAACAACAUACCCCAGCCCGGCAAACGUGCGAUUGUCUUAGGAAUCAACGGAUGGGGGAAUUUUGCUGGUGUGAUCUCCAGCAUGCUGUUUGCUCCCAGGUUUGCCGAAGAUGGCUACAUCAUUCCCUUCUACGUGACUCUCGCGUCCGUUCUGACCGCAUUCGUCGGCUAUCUCGCUUUCAGGGCUCUGGUUGUUGCUGAAAAUCAUCGACGAAACCGGAUCGUGGCAGAUUGGGACGAUGAAGAGGUUCGACGCGAAGCAAUGUUCGGGGACGGUGCUGUGGUUGAGGAAAAGAACAUGUGGACACUCAUCGCAAGCGUGUGCAAGCUGAACAACCUGCGUGAUUGGGCCGAGGUUGAUAGACUACGGCGUGGAGAUGAGAAGCUUACCUUUGUGUAUAGUCUUUAG
Messenger RNA from Aureobasidium uvarum, 1797 nucleotides. The record is from the annotation of a GenBank genome assembly. NCBI's taxonomy places the organism in Eukaryota, Fungi, Ascomycota, Dothideomycetes, Dothideales, Saccotheciaceae.